Molecule: messenger RNA, 2776 nt
Organism: Chlamydomonas reinhardtii
Lineage: Eukaryota; Viridiplantae; Chlorophyta; Chlorophyceae; Chlamydomonadales; Chlamydomonadaceae
Exons: 7
Coding region: 231-1565 (444 amino acids)
Biological process (GO): PSII associated light-harvesting complex II catabolic process; chlorophyll catabolic process
Molecular function (GO): chlorophyll(ide) b reductase activity
Source: RefSeq, a predicted model, not a curated record
GACCAGUCGACAGGCCCCCAACGCUUAACCUCGUGAUCACACCCAUUCCGUGCUCACAGCAACCUCUCAGUGAUCUCUAGCUGUCCGAGUUGUGCAGCUGAGGCGAACGCUCAUAGUUCCGCCCAAAGCCCUUGUCUGGCUGUGGCGCUCCGAUGUGUAGCGUGGGCCCCGGCCGCAACGCUCAUGUAGGGUUUGCAAGCACAGCAAAGAUAUGCCGUCGCGUUCGGGCCAUGCCAGUGACAGCGGUUCGCAAGCCGGACACGGACAAUUGCGGCCCCUCGACUUCGGGAAGUUCGAAGCGCGGCUUCAUCAACGAGCUGCUUCGCGGGCCACAGCCAGACCUGUUCAAAGCACAUCCUAAGGUCCGUCAGAUCAACCAUAUCCUGCGUGGCCGCCACGACCGGCUUCGCGGACUGGAACGACCGCUCGGUGCUGUGGUGCUCCCCGCCUAUCUGUGGGGCUCCAUCGCCGCGGUCAUUGGCCUGCAGUCCGCGCUGCCGGUCCUGUCCGGCGCCGCGGUGGGCGGUCUAUUUGCCGUCAUGCACCGCGUCUGCAACCGCAAGCUGUGGGCGGCGCCGCGCCAGCCCCUCACUGUGGUGGUCACGGGCGGCUCGCGCGGGCUGGGCAAGGCUCUGGCGCGGGAGUUCCUGGCGGCUGGGGACCGGGUGCUGCUGACCAGCCGCACGCAGGCGGCGGCGGACGCGGCAGUGCGGGAGCUGCGGGAGGAGGUGGCGGCGCUGAACGGCUGCUGCCCGCAGGUGGUGGGCGUGGCUGCGGACGUCAGCGAUGCGGUGGGCGUGGCCGCUGUGGAGGCGGCGGCGCUGUCAUCCUUCGGGCGAGUGGACGCCUGGGUGAACAACGCCGGGUACAGCGGCUCCUUCCAGCCGCUUGUGGAGCAGACCGACGCGCAGAUCGAGCAGGUGGUCCGCACCAACCUGCUGGGCACGCUGCUGUGCACACGCCAGGCCGUGAGCCUGAUGCAGCACCAGCCGGGUGGAGGACACAUCUUCAACAUGGACGGCGCCGGCGCAGACGGCUUCGCCACUCCCAACUACGCGGCAUACGGCGCCACCAAGGCCGGCAUCACGCAGCUGACGGGCACGCUGCAACGCGAGCUGGCGGACACACCCAUCAAGCUGCACACAGUCAGUCCGGGCAUGAUCCUGACCGACCUGCUGCUGGAGGGGGCCACCACCGCCAACAAGCAGGCCUUCAACAUCCUGUGUGAGCACCCCGAGACCGUGGCCGCCUUCCUGGUGCCCCGCAUUAAGAGCGCCGUGGCCCGCGACGUGAGCGGCACCUACACGCGCUUCCUGACACCGGGCUCAGCGCUGUACCGCCUGGCCACCGCCCCCGCCCGCCUGGGUCGCUUCUUCGACAAGGAGGGCCGCGCUGUGUACCCGCCCGAGCGCGAGCGCCUCAUGGGCAGACACGCCAAGUCCACCGCCCGCGCCCAGGCGGCUGCUCGGCGACAGAGCGGCAGCCUGGCGCUGGCCUACAACCUGAGUGUGCUGGCUGGUGUGGUGGUGCUGCUGGCAGAGGCGCAGGUGCUGCACCACACCUGAGACACCGUGCGGCAUGUGAAGCGGCCAGCCGCAGGCACGCCGGUUUGCUGGCAUGCCGGCUUGCCGGGAUGUCAGCUUUGGCGUGUUUGGAGACCGAGGUCGAUUCCCAAGAGUGGUGGAGAAGCGGCAGGAUCAGGAGGAUACGUGGGGGGUUAUGCAAGAAGGGUGUAAAGGCUGUAUGCACAACCUUCUUACGUCAUGCGCCGGCCAGGUGGCUUUUACGGCCACAGCCAGGAGUGUUUCCUGUUGUCCCCUCAGCGCCCGCGCCGUCAUUGAUGCAGGCGCUGGGGGUGUUGCGUGCGUGGCUAGGCUUGUGCUGCUGGGCUUAUCACCAACAAUUGUUGCUUGAUGAACUGUGCUCACCAUCGGGGCUUGCGUUUCAUGCGGUAUGCAACCCGAAGAGGAGUGCAGCACGGAGCACAUGUUAACUUUACAAUGUGUGAUUGUGCGUGUGUGUGUGUGUGUGUGUGUGUGUGUGUGUGUGUGUGUGUGUGUGUGUGUGUGUGUGUGUGCGCGCUAUGUUUUGGUGCUGUUUGUGUCGAGAGAGUUUGGCAAGAGCCAUUACGAGAGGAAGCGACUGUGCGCCUGUUGACAAGCGGGGUAUUUGUUGUACGAUGCGAGAGGAAGAGAGUGUGCGCCUGUUGACAUGCAUUGUGUCUGUGCACGUGUUAUGGCGUUCAGUUCCAAACACGCACCCUCGAAUUUGUAUUCCAUGUUCGGCCAAAGAGCAAGAAACAUAUCGAAAUUCCGUUUUGUUUUGUUUGACACGUUUCGCGAGAGGCCAUGUUACAAAGGGGUACACGCUGAUGAGACGCCAAUGCGCAUCCUUGCAAGGUUGUGGCAAGCCGUAUUCGUACAUCUGCAACUGGUAAAUGGUUGUAGGUGGUUCGGACUAGGAGGCAUUGUACACUAUGACCGAGAGAGAAAGGACAGCGUGUGCCCAAAGGCAGUGUGGACAUUGGGAGGCAGGAUGCGCAAGGUCAGGGGGUGUGACAUAAGCUGAGGGCGGUGGUGGCGUGCGCUGGGCUGCCGACUCGAUGCGCUGGGGCUGUUUGGUUGGCGGUCGUGCAGUUGGACGGAUGUUGGACGUUGACCGUUCUGCAGGCAGCAGUUGAACGUGAUGGCAGAGAGCUGUGGCAUGGAACGGCAAGCCAUGUUGCCGCAGAGGAGCUGUAAGGUCACUGCCGGAAGCCGUGUAAGGACAUCACACG